AUGUCAAGAAUGUCUUCAAAAGUGAGAACGAUCUUCCACGCUGAUCCCACCACAGACAUUUCUUCACCAUACACUAUUUUCUCUACCCUGACUGCAGCUCAUGCCACUACUAUCGCCGCCCGCUGGCGCAAGAAAACGGUGGCCCUUCGCGCCAAAUGCCUUUCUCGCGCAUGGGCCACUGCGAACGGCUCUGCCGAUCUCGGAGUUGACAAUGGACGAGCUUUUGUACGCUUGUAUCAACUUAGAGCAGCUAGCCACCAAUCCCGCGACACUAUUGAACUUUGUUUGUUCACGCGCAAACUAUUCGGUGUGAUUAACGGAAACCGUCGGAGGAAGGGAAAGGUAGAGGUUGUCGUUAUCGUGGGUGACGAGACCGAAUAUGGGGUUUUAAAGACUUAUACCGAAGAGUCGAGGGAGUACACUGAGGGUAUCAAGAAGAUGCUAGUCGCCCCUGUGGAAGUUGAUGGGGCGUAUCUGAUGAGAUGGCAGAAGACUAUUUUAGAAUUCUGUCUUGCACUUGUCAAAGAUAUCAUUUCCCCUAUCGAUCUCAAGAAAGACCCUCCCAUAACUACGACUAUAGUUAUUAGUACAACAUCUAAGCUCCUCGAAAAUGUACCUAACUACUCUCACUUUGAAGAAGGCCUUGAUUCAUACUCUGCCUCCAUACUCCUCAGACCCUACACACUCCCACCCAUCACCAGUAUUGCAGAUACGUACAACCUUGCCGUCUCUCACCUCCGCGCUGCUGAAGACCAUUUGGACCUCCUACACACAAACUCAAACUAUUUUAUCGCUCAUGUUACGAAUCAACUCACCCAUCGGCUAGAGAACACACCGGCGAGGUCGCCUCUCACUAUCCAUGACGCUCUCCGCCAGAUCCUGUACAAUGCUAAUGCUUCAUCCCUCAUCUGGAGUCAGAUUUGCCUCGUCCUUGAAGACGCUGAGCUAGAUAACGAGUCCAACACUGAGCUUGCCAAUACUAUUAACCCCCUUCUCACCUUUCUCGAAGACCUUGAAAGGUCCGCACUUAAACUCUACUUUCUCACCGCCAGAGAAAGCAAGACCGAGAACGCGGUUAAUCACCUUCUCAUGUGUCUCGAUCCCACUAGUCCCUCUGCCUACUCCAACUGGCUCACGCUUCCUAGAAUUGCAAUAGAGAUCGAGCAUCUUCUCGCGGACACCCCGCUGCUCAAGCCCUAUGUCGACCCAUAUGUAAUGAGUAUCCUCUCUAGUGUUGCCGCUAUAUGUGAGGUUCGCGAAGCCGUAUGUCGAGUGGAUCCCUCCACGAUAGAGGAUAAUCAAGCUAGUACCAAGUUCGGAGUGACACUACAAGAGCUCUCACAGCUCUGGGAAAAGAUUGAGCUUGGUUCUUUCAGCGAUGUAUCGGGGCUACAGGAAUCGACGACUGGCGACGGGCUUAAAACUUUCUGGGGCCGCGUUAGUGUAGGAUUUGAGAAGCUCAGCGGGAAGACUAUGGGAGCGUGGAUCAUGAACAAGCAGGGACGUAUCGUAGACAUGAGAAAGAAAGGGAAAUGGCAUUGGCAGGGUAAUGUAUGGAUGUCAGAGAAACUAGAAUAUAUCGAAGAAUACAGGAAGGCAGAGGGAAAAUUACCGGAACUCGUCGGGAUCGCGGAAUGGGACGAUGUGGACGGGUAUGGGGCGCCGAGCCCUGUGCAUACGAAUGGGAGAGACUUUUCUAAAAUGAUAGAAACUUCUACUAAUAAUAAGGGAGAGGGAAGGGAUACCAAACGCAUAACCCCGGACGCAAACCCAGAUUCAAGUAAGAAAAUAUCGGUAAAUAAGCGCAUGUAUAAUUCAAUAAUGCGUUUAUCCAACGGUACUCCGGUGCCGUGGAAAGACUUCGUGCACCUCAUGACGAAUCUAGGAUUCACGAUGGAACAUAAAGGAGGGAACUUGGUUAGAUUAAUUCCAGCUGCCAAAGGAGAUGAAGCAAUGGUCGUGAAGAGACCACACCCAGAGUCGGUGAUGCAGAGCUUGGAGUGUAUGUUUACUUGGACAAGGCUAGAACAGUGUUAUGGGUGGAAGGUUGGGAUAUUUGAGAAGCAGCUGGGUACUACUGAGGUUAAGGUUGUAGGUUAG
Morchella sextelata is the source of this 2100-nucleotide messenger RNA. RefSeq lists its product as uncharacterized. NCBI's taxonomy places the organism in Eukaryota, Fungi, Ascomycota, Pezizomycetes, Pezizales, Morchellaceae. The record is from RefSeq and is a predicted model, not a curated record. The transcript is spliced from 5 exons. Bases 1 to 2100 code for a protein of 699 amino acids.